CACACACACACACACACACACACACUGAGAGAAGCAGCAGCAACAGCAGGAGUCUGUUGUGAAGAGGCUGUCAACUGAAGAUCUCAUCUGGGAUUUUCCUGUUGUAAUACUAAUGGACAUCUCUGAUUUACAACAUCCCAUUUGAUCCCUUUAAAUCUGAACCACUCCCAGCAGCUCAUUCUCUACUAAAGCGAAUCAAACACAGAGAUGUCUCUCUGUGAAGAACGUUAAGUCGAACCGACAGAUCCGUUUUAAGACAUUCCACAUCUUUUGCUUUGCGAAGAAACAACACAAGGUCACAUUUAAAGGUAGACUCCCUGCAUGGGAGAGUCCUGGUUCAAUCAAACUGAGGCUUUUAAAGAUCGCCCGUCUCCCAUCUCCGGUUGACCCUCCGCACUCAACUUUCUGUCAGGAUGAGUGACUCACAGGAAGCGACAUCCCCGGUGGCAGGGAUAGGAGGCCCUGCUGCUUGUGUUUCCAAGGUGGAGCUGCGUGUUUCCUGCAAGUCCCUGUUGGACCGAGACACGCUCAAUAAGUCUGACCCCUGCGUCAUGCUCAUGGUACAGAACCAAGGUCAAUGGACUGAACUGGACCGUACCGAGGUGAUCAAGAGUAACCUGAAUCCGGUCUUUGCUAAAGUCUUAAUGCUGGACUACUACUUUGAGGAAGUACAGAAACUACGCUUUGAAGUCUACGACAUCCACGGAACCCACAGUAUUGGAACGCGCGAUGACGACUUCCUGGGUGGUGUGGAAUGCACGCUUGGACAGAUAGUGGCCCAAAAAAAGAUGGUGAAACCUCUGUUGCUGAAAUAUGGAAAAUAUGCUGGAAAAUCCACUAUCACAAUUCACGCUGAAGAGAUUUCUGGGAACAAUGGUUACGUGGAGCUUUCCUUCUGUGCCAAGAAGUUGGAUGAUAAGGAUCUCUUCAGCAAGUCAGAUCCAUUCUUGGAGAUUUACCGGAUCAAUGAUGAUGGAACAGAACAGCUUGUACACAGAACUGAAGUGAUUAAAAACAACCUGAACCCUGUGUGGGAACCCUUUAAGGUGUCACUCAUUUCUCUGUGCAGCUGUGAUGACGAACGGAAGUUAAAGUGCUUAGUCUGGGACUAUGACUCAAGGGGAAAGCAUGACUUCAUUGGUGAAUUCUACACUAAUUUCAAAGAAAUGCAGAAGAUUUCCUCUGGAAACAAGGUCACAUGGGAUUGCAUCAAUCCAAAAUACAAACUGAAGAAGAAGAACUACAAGAACUCUGGGUUGGUUAUUCUCAGUGAUCUCAAGCUUCACAGAGUCUAUUCCUUCCUCGACUACAUCAUGGGGGGCUGCCAAAUACACUUCACAGUUGCUAUUGACUUCACGGCGUCCAAUGGGGACCCUCGCAAUAGCUGUUCCCUGCACUACAUCAACCCAUAUCAGCCGAACGAGUAUCUGAAAGCUUUGAUAGCCGUGGGGGAGAUCUGCCAGGAUUAUGACAGUGACAAACGAUUCUCCGCUUUGGGCUUUGGGGCAAGAAUUCCACCUAAUUAUGAGGUGUCUCAUGACUUUGCCAUCAAUUUCAACCCAGAGGAUGAUGAAUGUGAAGAGAUCCAGGGGGUCGUGGAAGCCUACCAAAACUGCCUGCCCAAGAUCCAGCUCUACGGUCCCACUAAUGUGGCUCCCAUCAUCAGCAGAAUAGCUAAACUGGCGGCUGGGAGAGAACCCAUCAAAGACGCUUCUCUAUAUCAUAUCCUGCUGAUCCUCACAGACGGGGUGGUAACAGACAUGGCCGAUACACGGGAGGCCAUUGUUCGGGCCUCCUACCAGCCUAUGUCCAUCAUCAUAGUGGGAGUGGGAAACGCAGACUUCACGGACAUGCAGAUCCUCGAUGGAGAUGAUGGAGUCCUGCGCUCACCCAAAGGGGAACCUGUCUUGAGGGACAUCGUCCAGUUUGUGCCCUUCAGAGACUUUAAAACGGCUUCACCAGCUGCACUGGCCAAGUGUGUCCUUGCGGAGGUGCCUAAACAGGUAGUGGAGUACUUCAGUCACAAGGCCAUACCGCCCAUGAACCCAGUGCUGAAUUCAGCUCCCAACUCCAUCGCCAACACACCUGAAUAACACUCAAGCCUCCGGUCUAGCCCUGUACUCCUCCACGGUACUGCAAAGAGUAAGAGCUGGGACAGGGCUGCUCUGCCGCAACAUACAGUACACUGACUACAUUUUGUUCAUUCAUAAGGUGUUCAUACAUGACUGACGGUUUGGAUCUUGGUGGCCGAUCUUACCCUUGACACCAUGACUGCUCCCCCAGCAUGCAAACCGGAGUCCUUUUCAGACAGGGCUGACAGUACAUUGAAUUCCCAUCAUCACCACAGGCCUUCUGGUCCCCGCUGACUCUUUUCAACUGCACGAAGGACACUUCUGCAUUCUGCUGUUUUGUAUGUCCUUCAGAGCUUUCGAAGACUGCCCGUGGGCUCCUUUCAUUUCUGGACUCCCGGAGAACUGGAACAGAACUGGCCGCAAACGUUCAAUGUAAUAUGAAGAGUUAUUCUAUAGAUAAUUGCAUGUACAUUGACUGAAUGCUUUGGUUUUGCUGGACAAAUAUAGCUAAAAUCAUGAUCAUUUUGAUGUAAAGAUAAAGGGUGUGAAAACGGUCAUCAGCUGACUAGUCAAUUAGUCAGGUCAACUAGUUUUAAAUAUUUUAGCAGUGGUGCUUUAAUUAGCAUGCUGAUAGAGCGCUGUUUGACAAUUUGCACCGUGAAACCCACUUGGAAAACCUGCGUCUUUAAAUCCAUCACCUUUAAAGCACCGGUGCAACAGCCAUACACACGCAGACAUGCUGUUUUUUAAGCAUCUUACGCCAGUCUUAAGACACUGUGUCAAGUUAAAAAGAGUUUUUCAGAAAAAUACCUUUUAAAAAUGUUUCUGUUUCAUUCCAUUAUGUCUAACUUGAAUGCAUCUGUUAACAUCCCAUAACAAACACGUCUGAUUGGUGAAAAUGAAGCCAGCCUAAUUAUACAGGACUUCUUUAAGAAUUUUAAGUCAACUAGUCAGUAGGUUGCCUGAGAAUGUUUUGUUCACAUCCCUAGUCAUCAAUAUUGUGUGUCUCUGCGCCAAUGCUCUUACUCAAAUGUACAUUAAUUGAUAUUUUUUUCCUGUUUAAAUGGUUUGUGGAAACAGUUGAUCAUUGCCACAGGCACUGUGUCAAUCAUGAGAGACGUGUACAAAUCUCUGCUCUAGUUAAAAAGGUGAAGUAUAAUUUUUGUGCAGUUAGCAGAACCAAACAGAACUGUUUCAACACUGCCAAACAGAUAGUCCACCCCAAACUAUGUACCGUAUGGCAUAUCUUCCCUUGUGAAAAAAUGCGCUUUAUUGUAUUGAAUGUCCACUUAUAGUGUACUUCAAAUCUUAAAAGUAUAUAUUUAAAAAAAAAAAAAAAAUGUAAUAUAUACUUGUAGAUGAUAUAAUAUUAAUGAAAUAAAAGGCAACUUAAGUGUACUUAGAGAGAUUCCACUUUUAUGAAUGUUUCUUAACACACUUAAGUACACUUUUAAAAAGUACACUUUGUAAUAAUAUCAAAUUAAAAGUUUCUAAUCUUUAGUGUUUUUUAAAAGUACACUUAUUUUGAUGUGUUGACUAACAAACUAAAGAGCAUGUAAAUUGCUUGAUUCUAAUUUUAACUGUAACGUGUUAUGCAGUUAAUAUAAUUAAAAUGUACUAAAUUGCAACUUCACCAUUACAAAUAUAUUUAAAUACUGUACAUGACAUACGAGUUUAAAUAAAAAUGACAUUAAAGAAUAUUUUAAUUUACUGUAAUUGAAUGGUAAUUUACCAUACUUUAUUCCAUAUUUCAAAGACAACAGAAAUAAUUAUGAAAUUACAUAUAAAUAUGUACUUAAGUCCUAUUGAAGUGGUCCAAAAAACAGUCUUAGGGUUCAGCUAAUUGAAUUUAAUAUAAAUUUCAACUAUAAUACAUUUUCAUUUAAUUGUAAAUAAGAUGCAAUUACAUCUUAUUGCAAUGCAAACAUUACGCUGAGUUCACACUUAAGUAUAUUCUUUAUUAUUUCUGUAAUAAGUACUCUUUAAAAGUAUGAUAAAGUGUACCUAUUUUCACAAGGGUAGCCACAUUAUAUGUGAUAAAAAAAGCAUUUUAACAUUGAAAUGGCUUUAAAGCAU
This is a messenger RNA of Megalobrama amblycephala (Wuchang bream), 4148 nucleotides long. RefSeq names its product copine VII (gene cpne7). Bases 414 to 2093 code for a protein of 559 amino acids. NCBI's taxonomy places the organism in Eukaryota, Metazoa, Chordata, Actinopteri, Cypriniformes, Xenocyprididae. The record is from RefSeq and is a predicted model, not a curated record. Gene Ontology annotation, biological process: cellular response to calcium ion. Gene Ontology annotation, molecular function: calcium-dependent phospholipid binding. Gene Ontology annotation, cellular component: plasma membrane. The transcript is spliced from 16 exons.